Messenger RNA from Carica papaya (papaya), 2666 nucleotides. RefSeq names its product Pentatricopeptide repeat (PPR) superfamily protein (gene MEF8S). Gene Ontology annotation, biological process: RNA modification. NCBI's taxonomy places the organism in Eukaryota, Viridiplantae, Streptophyta, Magnoliopsida, Brassicales, Caricaceae. Gene Ontology annotation, molecular function: protein binding; RNA binding; zinc ion binding. The record is from RefSeq and is a predicted model, not a curated record.
AUGCCGCACAGCUUUUCUUUUCUUUUUCCUCUUUCCUAGCGCCGGCCGCCAGCCCAGAGCAUGGUAGAGAAACCACGGAAGUAGUUUUUAUGGAUUGAAAGGAGGCUCUGAGAGAGAAACGAGCAGGCCUCUGGUUUUCGGGUUUCAGUUGAGUUGAUGAAGAGAGAGACGAACAGAGAAGCCUCUCAUUUCAUGUACCUGAGAGAAGCAGAAUAAACGAAGUAAGAUUAAAAAACUGAGUAUCGAAGAAGACAAACAUUGCUAAGCAGACGUAUGCGACCGUGGGAGCUUUUAAAGUUUUGAUUUUGAGCAAAGCAGACAAAAAUUAGAGGGGAAAGCUGAGGAUUUUGGGGAGUUUUUUGAACCCAAAUAGAGGAAUAAGAUAUGAUGACAAAAGUGGCAGUGACAAGCAGAGCCACUGACAAGGGAGCCUGUCAAUCCCUAUUGAUCUAGUUUCAGAGCAAUCACACAUUAACAAAUGACCAUAAAGAGAGUUCGAUUUGGUACUUUCUAUCCUCUAAUGGCUCUGGCGAGGGUAUGUUCUUCUUCGCGGAAGUCUUCUUAUGCAAUCAAAGUCCUCAAUCUGUCACUUAGACAUCUCAGCACAAUUGCUGCCGUUCAAAGAUCGGAUUCCCAAAAUACCGAUUCUCAUCACCUAGACAAUUUGUCAGAUGACCCCAAUAUUCCUACUCCAGGGUUUAGCACUUACACGGGGUUUGAGCACAGACCAAACACUCAUGAGCCUUCUGGGGUAAAUCCUGGGAAUUAUUAUUUUAUGAAGAACUCAGUUUUCGAUGAAACAAAUAGGAAAUUUAGCAGUUUUCAGUAUCAAAAUCCAAGUGGUAUUUGUGGCGGCAGUUUUGCAAGUGAAAGUCACCACAGUGCUACAGUUGGGCAAAAUGGUAACUUUAGUGGGCAUUAUGAUGCCCAGUAUAAUCAUAAUAACGGGGUUCCUUUUGAGGAAAAUAAAAAUGAAAUUCAUCAGAAUUGUACAGGGGUUUAUAAAGAAAAUAUAAGAAACAAUUUUCAGAGCAAUCCCGUUGUGCAAUACCAAAUAUCAACUAACCCUCAAGCCGAAGCUGAGGGGAACUUCGAGGCUAAGACUUCUGAAAUAGAAUACAGUGGUGGAAUUGAGGAGCUGGAUGAAUUUAUAAAAGAAGGGAAAGUCAAGGAAGCUGUGAAACUUUUGGCAUUGCUAGAAAAUAAGGGGGAUGUUGUUGAAUCGGUCAAAUUUUUAUCCUUAAUUAAUGCAUGUGCAGAAGCAGAAGCUUUACAAGAAGCAAGAGCUGUUCAUGAACAUGUUAUGAGAUCACUGUCCCCUUUGAAAGUCAGCAUCUAUAACAAGAUUUUGGAGAUGUAUUUGAAAUGCGGUUCUUCUGAUGAUGCAUUUUGUGUUUUUGAUAAAAUGCCUGAACGCAAUUUAACAACUUGGGACACAAUGAUACAGGGGCUUGCUAAAAAUGGCCUUGGAGAGGAUGCCAUUGAUAUCUUCCUUCGGUUUAAGAAAGCAGGACUAAAACCUGAUGGACAAAUGUUUAUUGGUGUGUUCUCUGCCUGCACUGUCUUGGGUGAUAUUGACGAAGGUUUUUUACAUUUUGAGUCAAUGUGUAAAGAUUAUGAUCUUGUCCCAGCCAUGGAGCACUAUGUGAGUCUUGUUCACAUGCUUGGAAGUACAGGUCAUCUUGAUGAAGCAUUUGAUUUUAUAGAAAAGAUGCCUGUAGAGCCAACUGUUGAUGUUUGGGAGGCCUUGAUGACUCUCUGUAGAGUUCAUGGGAACUUGGAUCUUGGGGAUCGAUGUGCAGAGCUUGUUGGACAGUUAGAUCCCUCCCACUUGAAUGAACAAGCAAAGGCAGGUAUUGUACCAGUAAAAGCUUCAGACCUUGCAAAGGAGGAAAGGAAGAAGAAGCUGGCGAGCCAAAAUCCUCUAGAAAUUAGGAGCAGGGUCCAUGAAUAUCGAGCAGGAGAUACAUCCCAUCCUGACAAUGAUCGGAUCUACGCAUUACUCAGGGGUUUAAGAGAACAAAUGAAAGAAGAAGGUUAUAUUCCAGAGACGAGAUUUGUGUUGCAUGACAUAGACCAGGAAAGCAAGGAAGAAGCUCUUCUUGCUCAUAGUGAGAGACUUGCUUCUGCUCAAGGUUUCUUGACCUCUCCAGCGCGUUCACCCAUUCGUGUGAUUAAGAAUCUUCGUGUUUGUGGUGAUUGCCAUAAUGCCUUGAAGAUCAUUUCAAAAAUUGUUGGUAGAGAAUUGAUAAUGCGAGAUGCCAAGAGAUUCCACCAUUUCAAAAAUGGUGUGUGUUCAUGUCGAGAUUAUUGGUGAUCAGGAUGGAUUUAAUCAGGAGAGAACAAUUUGAAGUCUCGAGUUAUUCAAUUUUCUGCGACAUAGCGCGAGCAUUCCGAGCUUGUUGACUUGAUGUUGAGGAUGUUAUUUUUUUGAAGGUUCAUUCAUAUGGCAAUAAGAAAGAAAAGAGAGAUGCGGUAUUGUUUUUUUAGUUAUUUAUAGGAUAGUGGAACAAUCGGAUGACUUUUCUUCCAUAGAAAAGGAUUAAGGUGUUGUUUGAUGAAGAAACAAUCGAAUUCUUGUAAUCUUCUUUUAUUGUUAUUUUUAUUUUUCGUGUUUUUUCUUUCAACAUAUUUUUAAACACCCAUAUCUCCAUUUGAUUUGCAAA